AGCAGUAUUUAUUAGCAGCAGUCUCCUCCUACUGUCACUGCCUCAGGGUCCGGCCCUGCGAGUGUUUAGUCGGCGUGCCGCUGGAAGGAGACAUUACCGACAUUUUCGUGGUUGACAGCCGGCCGGAGACACCUCUCCGUAUUUUUAUCUCCAAAGCUCAGCUCGGUGUUACUGUUUGGUGUCCACGCAGAGCAGGACACAAAUAAACACCAGCAAGACGGUCCGGGUUUGCUCCGUAAGGAGUAACCAGAUCUGAGGGGAAGCAGGCCCUGCCCUCCCUGAUUGCCCUGAUUGGAGAGGAAAUCACGACUACAGGUCCAGCCGUGCGCAGUCGUCCUUGCCUUCACCAUGCAGAUGUCCUUCCUUGUCCUUCUGUCCCCGGUCUUUCUCCUUUCUCUCCUCAUUCCCUCCUCCUCCUCUCAGAGUGAUUCAGACCUCAUAGUCCAGACCCGUACUGGAAGAGUCCGCGGUAUCCGCUUGCCGGUGCCAGAUCGCAGUUUUGUCACCUCCUUCCUGGGUAUACCCUUCGCUGAACCGCCACUGGGGAAGCGGCGUUUCCGUCCCGCUGAGCCGAAGCGUCCGUGGACAGGGGUGUACGAAGCCAAUGCCUACCCCAAUGCCUGCUACCAGUUUGUCGACAUGUCUUUCCCGGGUUUUCAGGGCAGUGAAAUGUGGAACCCCAACAGGGAGAUGAGCGAGGACUGCCUUUACCUCAAUGUCUGGGUGCCCUCAUCACCAAGACCACACAACCUCACUGUCAUGGUGUGGAUCUAUGGCGGAGGGUUCUACAGUGGCUCCUCUUCGCUGGAUGUGUACGAUGGUCGUUACCUAGCUCACAGUGAGACGGUCAUUGUGGUUUCCAUGAACUAUCGUAUCGGUGCCUUUGGCUUCCUUGCUCUACAUGGUUCUUCUGAGGCUCCUGGUAACGUGGGCCUGCUUGACCAGAGAAUGGCCCUGCAGUGGGUACAGGACAAUAUUCAUUUCUUUGGUGGGAACCCCAAACAGGUGACUAUCUUUGGUGAGAGUGCAGGUGGUGCUUCAGUAGGAUUCCACCUCUUGUCUCCAGACAGUCGACCCACCUUCACUAGGGCCAUCCUCCAGAGUGGGGUCCCCAACUGCCCCUGGGCCUCUGUAAGUCCUGCUGAAGCACGCAGGAGAGCCACACUGCUGGGCAAGCUAGUGGGCUGCAAUGGAGGCAACGACACGGAGCUGGUGGACUGUCUGCGCAGCAAAACUCCACAAGAACUUAUUGACCAGGAGUGGCAGGUGCUGCCGUGGUCGGCCCUUUUCCGUUUUUCAUUUGUUCCUGUUGUGGAUGGUGAAGUUGUGCCCGAUACUCCUGAGGCCAUGCUCAACUCGGGCAACUUCAAAGAUACUCAGAUCCUACUGGGGGUCAACCAGGACGAAGGCUCCUACUUCCUACUGUAUGGGGCACCUGGUUUCAGUAAAGAUAGUGAGAGCCUUAUCUCCAGAGAGGACUUCCUGGAAGGUGUCAAACUGAGUGUACCCCAUGCCAAUGAUAUUGGGCUUGAGGCCGUGGUGCUGCAGUACACUGACUGGAUGGACGAGAACAACGGGAUGAAGAACAGAGAUGCCAUGGACGACAUUGUUGGUGACCACAAUGUCAUCUGCCCACUGGCCCACUUCGCUCGUUCCUACGCCCAGCACAAUGCUCAGAAGGCCAACAUGGGAGGAGCCGGCUCUGGGGUGGUGAACAGUGGAGGAAACUCACAAGGAGGUGUGUACCUCUACCUGUUCGAUCACCGGGCAUCCAACCUGGCCUGGCCAGAGUGGAUGGGUGUGAUCCACGGCUACGAGAUUGAGUUUGUCUUUGGACUUCCACUGGAGAAGAGGCUCAACUACACCCUAGAGGAGGAGAAACUCAGCCGACGCAUGAUGAAAUACUGGGCCAACUUUGCACGGACAGGAAAUCCCAAUGUCAACCAUGACGGGUUGGUGGAGAGCAGGAAGCGCUGGCCUCUGUUCACUGUCAGCGAGCAGAAACACGUUGGACUCAAUACUGAACCACUGAAGAUCCACAAGGGCCUGAGGAACCAGAUGUGUGCUUUCUGGAACCGCUUCCUGCCACGCCUCCUCAACAUCACCGACAACAUAGACGAGGCUGAGCGUCAGUGGAAAGUGGAGUUCCACCGCUGGUCCUCCUACAUGAUGCACUGGAAGAGCCAGUUCGACCACUACAGCAAGCAGGAGCGCUGCACUGACCUCUGAGAGCUUCGACAGCCACAUGAGAGCAUGAUAGGGAAGGGGAAGGCAGAGAGAACAAGCUAUGGCCAUUUUCCUCCAUAGACCCUCAGAGAAGUCUAACUUCAUCCCAGUCCUUUUUGAUCAGUUCUCCGAUUCAGUACACACCCAGACACAGGCACUGUAAUUUCCUUAUUUAUAUUAUUUAUUUUCUUUAUUUAUGUUUUUUUCUGGAGUUGUGUGUGUGUGUCUGUGAAAAUUUAAGGGCUAUGGAGGGAAGUUGUCAUCACUACUGAGGAAUAUUUGAAAUGUCAGAGAUGUGUCAUUACCUCGGGCGUGUGUGUAUGUGUGUUUGUGUGUGUACGUGUUUGUGUGUGAGGAUGUGUAUGUGUUGGAGAACAAGAAUAUGUGUGUGGGGGUGUGGCUUGAAAGCCUCCAGUUUUUUUCUCAGAUCUCAACAGGCCCAUAACAAUGCACCACUGCUGGUUUUAUACUUUUGUCUGUCUGUUAAUCGCAUUUUUUGGGGGGGUUUUUUGGUUUUCGGAAGAUUCCUUUUUUUUUUUUUUUUUUUUUUUUUACUGUAUCAGGGACUUUUUUGGACUCAACAUCACUGUUUAUUUCUGUCUCAAAUCACUACUGUCAUUGUCUGUCAUUUUGUGUGUCACAUUGUCUUAUGUGUUUGUCAUUUGGUAAAGCCAUAACAUGAGUACCUAUCGUUUCCUUCCAUUUGGGUGUAAAUUGUGAGGAUGCUGUCAAAAGGCUCCAUGGAAACCUCAGUGUUCUGUCCCCAAAACCAGUUCAGAAUUGACAA
Messenger RNA from Sphaeramia orbicularis (orbiculate cardinalfish), 3013 nucleotides. It is a transcript of the gene ache, whose product is annotated as acetylcholinesterase (Yt blood group). Lineage: Eukaryota; Metazoa; Chordata; Actinopteri; Kurtiformes; Apogonidae. Bases 349 to 2229 code for a protein of 626 amino acids. Gene Ontology annotation, biological process: acetylcholine catabolic process; choline metabolic process. Gene Ontology annotation, cellular component: plasma membrane. The transcript is spliced from 9 exons. Gene Ontology annotation, molecular function: acetylcholinesterase activity. The record is from RefSeq and is a predicted model, not a curated record.